Cokeromyces recurvatus is the source of this 1149-nucleotide messenger RNA. RefSeq lists its product as uncharacterized. Bases 61 to 1047 code for a protein of 328 amino acids. Lineage: Eukaryota; Fungi; Mucoromycota; Mucoromycetes; Mucorales; Mucoraceae. The transcript has 2 exons. The record is from RefSeq and is a predicted model, not a curated record.
ACUGAUUCUGUUUCUAGAAGUGUUGCACCUUACUCGUCUGAUAAUACAACAUCAGUUAGUAUGGACAGUAACGAAGUAAUGCAAUUAAUCAAAUACAACAUAGUUCCUGUCAACAAUGAAAAUACGUUUAAAAUUAACGAUGUAAAUGUCCUUCAACUAUUCCAUGACUUUCAAAACUCUCUUGGAACUAGCCCUUUAACGUAUAAAAGCCAUAUUUAUCAUAUUUUAUCAACAUCAGGCAUACUAUUAGUUAAAUACCAUCAAGAUCCUGAUUUGACAAAGUUUAUUGACAGCGAUACAACCGACAUAAUGUUAAAAAAUAUCCACGAACAAAUUGGUAUACACAGCCAAAAAUUUUCUAGAAAUAUGCUUAUCGAACUAAUGGAUAUUGUUCAACAAUGCGUUACUAAACAGAUUACAAUGAUAAAGGCUGUCCAACAACUAUUGGCAUUGAUUGAUGAAGAGGGCAACAGUUACCAAAAUAAGGUCAUAUUAUGCUUUAAGGCCCUAAUCGAACAAUUACCAAAAGACUCUUUUAACACAAAAGAAUUUGAAUUAACUACACGGUUAAUUCAACCAUUUUUACUACCACUGUUCGACGAUAGAGAAGAAAACAUCUAUCUCAGAUGGACCAAUGUACAAACAGAAGAACACAAGAAGGAUGAGUCUAAUUGUUCUAACAAACGGCCUGACGGUUGUAUAACGCUAAAAACAUAUGAAAAGAUAAGUUUGGGCUUCAUUGAAGUUAAAGAAGAGAAGUACCGAAAUGACAAAAAUAAAUUAAACAAGGACCUGUACAAACUGGGUGUAUUUUCUAAAAAUGCAAUUGAUCAAAAUCACCUCCAUGGAAUGUUAGGUAUUCAAACUGUUGGCGAAUCUAUUUGUUUUUACUUGACCCAGCAACAAUGCAAGGGGUUUUAUACGAUGACAGAAAUUGAUCAACUGAACGUCCCAAAAAACUUGAAAGAGCUUCCUCAGCUUAUUGGAUUUGUAGACAACUUGUGUAAUAUUUUACACAUAUUUAAAACAAGUUGUCGUCAACAAUAAGUAGCCGUUUUCUAUUAUUUUUAUGCUUAUUUAUAGUCCUGUUUACAUUUUAUAAUAGUAAAUUUAUUUAAAAUGUUUCUUUAUACCAAAUAUUAAAUAUGC